Molecule: messenger RNA, 419 nt
Organism: Trypanosoma grayi
Lineage: Eukaryota; Euglenozoa; Kinetoplastea; Trypanosomatida; Trypanosomatidae
Exons: 1
Source: RefSeq, a predicted model, not a curated record
AUGAAAAGGAUUCCAACAACAAGAGCCCCAGCCACCACUGGCAAGAGUUGGGUGCCGGGGUUUCAGGAACUCAGUGGCAAGCAUUGGGCGUGGGGGGUGAAAUCGGAAGAGAAAAUACGCACAGAUGACUUGCCUCUUUCUGCCUUCUCGUGCCCCACGUGCGGCUUCCAGCGCCACAGCAAACAUGGACUCACAAGGCACCGCAUAGUCAGCCAUAGAUUCAGGCCGGACACCGUGAAACCCAGCCAACGUGGACAGUGCGAAGGGACGAGCAUGCACCUAUUGAGCUGUCCCGCAUUAAAGAGUCUACGCUGUCACUUUGGGGUGGAUGGGGGCGACAUGGAGAAGUUGUGCUUUAUGCAGAAGUUGGCCGCAUACCUGCUUGCAGUGGAAAGGUUUUGUCCUCAACGGCCUUCCCC